AUGGAAUGCUUGCGCAACAACUUUCAGAAUGGCGUUGUACUUGGUGGGAGAUAUAAAACAAUCUCUCCCCUCAAUCAUGGCUCCUUUGGCAUGGUCUUCAUGGCCGAGGACAUUGAAACCCGGCGAAAAGUUGCAAUCAAAUGCAUGACUAAGAAAUCAGCUGCAACCAACGACUGCGGUAUCGAAUUUGCCGUCGACGAAAAGUCCGAGGAACUCUUCUGCCACCGCCGUGUGUCAGAUCACCCCAACAUUGUCAACCUGAUCGACCAGUUUGAGACGGAAGCCCAUGCCUACCUGGUUCUCGAAUACUGCUCGCAGGGUGAUCUCUACGAGGCCAUCCGUACCGGUUACGGACCGUUGGAGACCGAGCACGUCCGAAGCUUCAUGCUUGAGCUUGUCGAUGCUGUAUCCUACAUGCACUCCAAGGGUAUCUACCACCGAGAUAUCAAGCCCGAGAACAUCUUCUUGUCCGAAUCUGGAUCCAUGAAGCUGGGUGACUUUGGCUUGGCUACCACUGAGAAGUGGUCCUAUGAGAUGACUGUCGGAAGUGAUCGUUACAUGGCCCCAGAGCAAUAUGACUCUGCUGGUGCAGGCUACUCCCCAGCUCAGGCCGACAUUUGGGCCAUUGGCAUCUGCCUGUUGAACAUUCUGUUCUCCCGCAACCCAUUCACCACUCCCACCGAGGCUGAUCCUCUCUUCCUCGACUUCUCGCGAGACAAGCAGUCGCUGUUUGAUGUCUUCCCCACCAUGUCCAUGGACACUUACGAGGUCAUUGUUCAGUGCAUGAACAUGGAUCCCGCCAAGCGAUCUCUCGUUGGUGCCAAGAAGGCUCUUCGCGAUGUUGUCAGCUUCACCACUCUCGAAGAGGAAGAUGAUGACUUCUGCGGCCUUGACCGUCAACCCAUGGCCACAGCCAACCGUGAGCCUCUGCGCACUCCCUCCAUCCAGAGUCCCCAGAUGGACCAGGGUGCCUUCCCGUGGUCCAAGGCUCUGCAGGCCCCGAUCCGUCAACUCAGUGUCAUUCCCGACAACGAGAGCUAUACCGAAGAGCUUUUCCCCAAGUCUGAAGACACCGUUGAUUGGAUGUCACAGCCUUCCAUUGCUUCCGUCAUGACUUCCAACUUUGGUGCUUCGAUGAACUCUUUCAAGCUGAGCCAACCCCUCGACGUCCCAAGGAAACCAACCAAGGUCUCUCCCAUGGCCGGUUCCCUUCCCAUCUCCAUGGCUCCGAAGCCCAAGGCCAACCUUGGUGCCAUGUCCAUGGUUUUUGGUCGCUCAAAGGACGUUGUCAGCAAGAGCUGGUCAGAUAUGUGGGAGGAAGAUGAGGAGGAGGAUGAAGCAGAACAGGCUCGUCAGCUUCAAGCGCUCAAGGAACUCAACUCUAGAACUUGGAGCCAGGACAGCAAGGAGAAUGCUACGCCCCGUCCAGAUGAGAUGCCUCUGGAAUCUGUAUCUCAGGCGCCAGCGCUUGACGAGAAGCCCGCGGCUUCUGCACAGGAUACGUUUAAUGUCGAUGGUGACUUGGCCAGUGACUUUUUCUUCCACGAGUCGGAUCCCAUCAACAUUGUCAAGCCCAUCGCCACCAACAAUCAUGCUGUCCACACUCCGUCCAAGCCAGACAAGUGGACCGCCCUCGGCGAACGUCGCCGAGCAUAUGCUGGCUCUUCACCCGAACAGAAGUCGCCUAACAACUUUGCCAAGUCGUCUCAUCAUCAGUACGGGUCUGCAACGAAGAAGCAGUUUGGAGUAGGAAACGGUGAGAUCACCGAUAAUGGUUUCAACAAGUGGAACAAGGAUCGCAACACACCACGCGAUUGCCCUUGGAACAAGGGCCGAGACUGGACCUGGCGCAAGGAUCGCCAGGACAGCCUCUUUGGGUGGGUUGGUUGGCGCCAGGCGACUCAGGCUCACUAG
This is a messenger RNA of Pestalotiopsis fici W106-1, 1914 nucleotides long. RefSeq lists its product as uncharacterized. Gene Ontology annotation, cellular component: cytoplasm. The transcript has a single exon. Gene Ontology annotation, biological process: peptidyl-serine phosphorylation; autophagy. Gene Ontology annotation, molecular function: ATP binding; protein serine/threonine kinase activity. Lineage: Eukaryota; Fungi; Ascomycota; Sordariomycetes; Amphisphaeriales; Sporocadaceae. Bases 1 to 1914 code for a protein of 637 amino acids. The record is from RefSeq and is a predicted model, not a curated record.